Molecule: messenger RNA, 4029 nt
Organism: Toxoplasma gondii ME49
Lineage: Eukaryota; Apicomplexa; Conoidasida; Eucoccidiorida; Sarcocystidae
Exons: 4
Coding region: 1173-3140 (655 amino acids)
Source: RefSeq, a predicted model, not a curated record
CGACGUGAGAUCUCAGCAGGGUUAAUCAAGGCACUGACCUCACUUACGCAAUCGACCCGCGUGAUCCUAAGUCAGCGGAUGAAACACUCCAAUGGUGUAACUCCAUCUGCAUAUCUUCGUGCUCUGUGCAAUGUUUACUCAAUUAGGAACACAUAGGGUGCUCCUGUUGAUUUUUUCAUCGUAGGACGACGAGAACAGUCGUGCUAGACCGAGGGAAGGAAGAGGCGAGUAUGCUCUUUCGCCUACGGAAGCUGUCUGUACACUGAGUGAACGCCACAACUUCGCGCGUUCGUCCGGCGGGUGAAAAAAACGAAAAGUAGCAAAAGACGCAGUUGCAUGUGUUAAUUCAUCUUUUCCUUUUGUGUCUCAUUUUCAUUGCCACCGCUUUACUUCUGUCCUUGCCUGUUUUCUUUCACAGAGUUGUACUGGCCGACCGGCGGCCGGUUGCUUUUUCUCUUUUUUGUCCGUUUGAGAUGCUGUGUGAACUAAUCCAGUCUCCGCAACAGGCCAGUCUCUGUUGAACUAUUUAUAACAGAACGGACGUCUGUGAACUGGAACUGUUAGAAAGCGCUCCUUUUCCCAGUUUCCUGAGUAGCAGAGCCGCUAGCUCCUAGAGGCCAUCGCAAAACCCCGUCCCGUUCGGAGUGACCGGGUGGAACGAAGGCAAAAUUUUUGCCCGCUUGCCGGUUUUGGCAUCUUCUACCAUUUCUGUUCUUCCACGAGACUAGCUUUAUUCGUUGCUUCGUUCUCGGAGGCCACUUCGUGCUUGUUUCUAGUGUAGGGAACAGGGACUUCCGCGUCAGCGCUGAGCACCAGGCCCCUGCUCAGUGACGUGGAGAAAUUCUUCGGGAAGGGAUAAAGUGACAGUCACUUCAAUUCAUGAAAAAUUGGGUUUGGGAGAAGUUUCCCGCAUUUUAUUUCGAUGAGAUCGUUCGAAUUGAGGCUAAAGCGUCCCUUCUUUUUCGCUAGCCACAUCUUCCGUAGACCACCUCGAGCAUAUCAAAGACAUACUGGUUUUCGUCGCGUUACCUAAGGGAACACUUGAAGAGGUCUCGAGCACGAGUGGAAAGAAAUUGACGCAAAGCAUAGUCUUCGCGGUGAAGGAACAGUGGCGUUACCAGGUGCUGCUGUUCAGAGCACACACUCAAAUCAGCCGGUUCUUACCCGGCGCGAUGGCUGCGACGGUUUUGGCCACAGAAACCCAGCCACGAUCAACGAGCGAAGUUUCCACUGAAGGAGAGGCCUUGCCUGGAGCAAGGAUGGCGGCUGUCGUGAGUGAGGAGAGCAUCCAAAAGGUUCUUAGGGAAGAUGACGCUGGCCCGUCGGAUUCUGCUCCAGCGGCAGCGUGGGAUAAGUCUGAGGAGCUCGAAAUAGAGGAUAACAGUGAGACAACCUCUCCGCAAGAAGGGAAAGGUAGUGAACACGAGGGCGGUGCAGAUGCCCCUGCAGCGGAGGCGGAAGCUAAAGGUGUGAAAGGGGGAAAAAUUGGUGCCGGGAGAGACGAGGCGUGUUCGUCGACAGAGAGGAGAAAGGAAACACACAGGGAUAAGGAAACCGAGUCGGCCACAGAUGCUGGAACAACUGUAGCUCCAUCCGACACCCAGUCCAAUGCACAUGUUCCGGAGAAACGCAAGGACCUCGGCGCCGACAAGAGAGAGGAAAGUUCUGCUGGCGCCACUGUAGUUACGCCAGAGGUAGGGGAGCCUUCAGGGACCAAGGUUGACAUAAGUCGUGAAACUUGCCAGAAGCCAGUGGGCUCACAGGUUGCAUCAGAUUCGCUGGACACGAAGAGUAGGGAAGCCGGUGACGAAGAGCGGGGGAGUUCUCAAGAGCAACAGCGUCGGAAAGUUUCGCCUUUGAAAGAUGCAGAGACACAAGAAGCUCCAGCUGAUUCCCAACGUACCACGAAUCCCCACUCACCAAGCUUGGAUUUAAGGGGUGAAGUGGAGAUAACCGAAUCUGGAGAGACUGCGGAAGCAGACCAAGAUACAGACAUCAGAGCCGCUACCGAGGCGACAGACAAGUCUCGUGCCACAUCUUCAGGCGAGAAGACCACGGCAGCGACUGGAGAGAAGAAACUGAGGAGGAAGAAGAAGGAGAAGAAGACGGUUUUUGAAAGCAUACCAGAGCCGUCGAAGGCUCAUACUGGCUGUCGGGCACCGCCUCUUGCACGAAAAGAUUCGCAGACUGUGUUCGUGUCAGAGCCUGUAAGCCAGAGUGUAGCCCAUUUCCGCGCAUGUGAAAAGGCGCCAGAAAAACAGCAUCUCCAGACGGUUUUCGAGUCUCAGAGGGCAGAGAAAAGUACGGCGCAUGCUCGGGCUGGCGAGAAGCUUGCAGACCGGAAGGACGGCCGAACGGUCUUUGAGUCGCAGAAGUCACUGACAAGUACUGCAGAUUUCCGGGCUGGCGAGAAGCUUGCAGACCGGAAGGACGGCCGAACUGUCUUUGAGUCGCAGAAGUCACUGACAAGUACUGCAGAUUUCCGGGCUGGCGAGAAGCUUGCAGACCGGAAGGACGGCCGAACUGUCUUUGAGUCGCAGAAGUCACUGACAAGUACUGCAGAUUUCCGGGCUGGCGAGAAGCUUGCAGACCGGAAGGACGGCCGAACGGUCUUUGAGUCGCAGAAGUCACUGACAAGUACUGCAGAUUUCCGGGCUGGCGAGAAGCUUGCAGACCGGAAGGACGGCCGAACUGUCUUUGAGUCGCAGAAGUCACUGACAAGUACUGCAGAUUUCCGGGCUGGCGAGAAGCUUGCAGACCGGAAGGACAACCGGACUGUGUACGAGAGCGAACCCAAGGAGUCCGCAGCAAGUGUUAGAUACGGCAUGGAGCUGAGGAAAACUAACAGCUCGGCGAGCGUGAAGACGGUGUUCGAGAGCCAACCACUUCAGUCUAGAGCUAGUUUUAAAUACGAUACGAGCCCAGAAACUGUUGGUACGGGUCCUACGGUGUUCGAGAGCCAGCCGACUUUAACGCGCGCAUCAACGUCGUGGAGAGAUCGCAAGACAGAGUCUGCUGUGACGACUGUCUUCGAGAAUCAGCCCAAGACCGUACGUGUGGAUGCUUCAGCAAAUCGCCCUCUCUCGUCGAGCAGCAGCGAGUACGAGACUGACACGGACGAAGAUGAUGACGAAGAGUAGACUAUAGGUCACAUUUGCCGUAAAUGACGAGAAGAUUUUUUUGUCAACUUCCAGACGGAAGUCGUGGCAGGUCAUACGCGCGGUCAUCCGAAUCUGCUUCUCGGUCACGAUGUGCUUUGAAGGCAGGUACUCAUUUAACCUGCGUUGCCCCUCGCGUUUGACAGGGCCUUCCUCAUGACGGCCUUACGAGGUUGCCCGCGCCGGGCGUAUGCUCAUCAGUUGGUUGCGUCCUGUAAACAGUUUGCUACCGGUGAUACUCGUUGGAUGAAGCACGUAUUCUGGACACUGUUCUCGAUGCAUGCACUGCGCAGGAGCUGAUAGUGUAGAUAGGUGGAUCCCUGUCGGCCUUUACCAGUCUACAGUGCUGCAUCUACGUUUAGCCAUGCAUACAUAUACUGUAUGUAUUGCGUCCUAUGCAGAUGAGUGAAGCGAAGUGGCCUGCUGGCUACGUAUAUCCGGGGAGCACUUGAAACCGGGCAAGGGGAAAAGGGGGGGCGGGCGGGAGGAAGGUGGGGGUUGAGUUUGAGCCUGCUUCUCUGUCAGUUACAGUUUCUGUUUUUGUCUUCUGUACGCUGCGUCGAACCUCUUUGUGCUCUCACAAGGGUGUAUGGAACAGUACUUCUACACGACGUGGACUCAUUUCCGCUGAUCUCGCGUUCAUGCAGUUAGCUCCUCAUUUUUUCAAGCAAACAACUUGCCGAUGAGAUGGGCAAGGAAGCCCAUUCAGCAAAACUUCUGUAUUUGUACGUGAAAAAAAGAGAUGGUGCUUCAUUCAUUUUUGCACCUCAGUUGCGGCAGUGCCUCAGGCUGUGGAAGAAGUCAUGUAAGCCACCGCGCCAGGGGUGCAGAUGGUAACCGUUUUUGGCCCGCCGCCAACAGGCUGUCUUCU